AUUUAGUCAUUAAACCUCAUUGUUGAUUUUGUGAACUCCUGCAGGGCCUGGAGGUGCAGCUUGAGCAGAGGAGGAGUGACUGGACCUGCAGUCUGGAGCAGUUGGACCAGUACACAGACUCGCUGGAGAGGGAGCUUCUAAAGAUGGCUAGCAACAUGCGACGUUCUCGUACUGAGAUUUUGCAGCUGUCUGUCAAGGUACAAGAGCAGGAGAAUCAGAAGGAGCAGUUGCAAGAGGAACUUGACCGACUAAAGGCUCCGCUGGACAACAGAGCGGCCAGCAGCCAAACACCGGAUCACCUACAGCAGGUUGUGGAAGAGCUGGAUGGCCCCUCUCUUGAAUGGGAUGAGGAAUAUGUGUUGUCUGAGUCUCCACCUUUACAAGAGCUCGGGCCUGACCAGGAGAUGCUUCAGGAGCUCUGUUGUGAUGAAGAAGAACUACAGGCCCUGAAACAGGAGGAAGAGGAGGAGGUGGAACACACAGAGACUGUGGAGGACAAGGAGAAGAUAACGGAAAGGGCUGAGGGAGAAGGUGAAGUUUAGAAAUUCUGAAGAGGUUUCAAAGUUAGUGUCUGAAAUUGCAAGAUGGUGAAGGUUUUAUACUCAAAUGGUGUGUUUUUCUUCUCUAAAGAAGAACCUUUUUGGAUGUGAAUAAGUC
This is a messenger RNA of Sinocyclocheilus grahami, 657 nucleotides long. RefSeq names its product lymphoid-restricted membrane protein-like. The coding region runs from base 144 to 542 and encodes 132 amino acids. The record is from RefSeq and is a predicted model, not a curated record. The transcript has 3 exons. Lineage: Eukaryota; Metazoa; Chordata; Actinopteri; Cypriniformes; Cyprinidae.